UCAAAUAUGUAAACUAUUAAGUAAUUGCUAAGUUAUUCUUCGGGUCUACAAUAAUAUUUAUUUUUAUUACUUAUUACGUCAAAAAAAAAUAUAGUCUAUUCAUACUGACAGUUCGAAACCAGUAGCUUCAAAUACUUGAAUAAAAUAUUUUUCAAAGAUUCUUAAAAAAUGCCAAAUUUAUCAAAUAUAUCUCACGCAACAUUAAAGAUCAUUUUUGUUAUACAUUUCAUCCUUACAACAUGGGGAUUGCAAGGAAGAUGGUGUCCACAAUCGGCGAUAUUUUACAAUUUAUUAUUCUUUGGGUGUCUUCUUUGGGCGACCCAUAACACUGAGUCGGAUGAACCCUUACAAUUUGCGUUAAUUAUAAAUGUCUUAUCAAUUCUAUUCGAUAUAAUAACGCUAGCAAUCUACUUUAAUGGCGACAAUGCAUCUCAGAGAUUCAGCGGGAUUAUUAUGAUCGCAAAUUUGAUCUUUCGGAUAUUUUCAACCAAAUAUCUAUUGAAAAUUGGCCAACAAAGAGGUGGUACCAUUGCAACUCUGUUUCCAACAGCAACUGGUGAGUUUGGAAGGCAACAAUAUGAAGAUAUUUCUUAUCCAGUACCUCAGAACAACGAUUUUUCUGGAAUAUAAUAAUAAUCUACAGAACAGUAGAAUUUUUUCAUAUAGUUUUUAAUUUAAAAAAUAGUAAAUACUUUUUAAAAAUACUAUGCGGCACUAACUUGAAUUACUUUAUUUAUUUAUAAAUUUUUAAAUAACUAAACUAUACUAAAAUUACAAUUAUUUUUAAUAAAUUUUCUAUUUUAAUAAUCACUGUAACUAUUUAUGUAUAAACUAUAAUAAUUAAAAAUUAAAUUCAUUUUAAAUAUUUUUUAAUAACAAACAUUUAGUUGUUCACAGUUGCAGGAUAAAUUGUAGAAAAUUAACUAUACGUGAACAAAAAACCAGUAAAAAUAUUAAUUUAUAUUAAGAUUUUUUAUGUCAAGUUACUGUAUAGUUUUUUUUUUUCAUUCUACUCAUCAUCCGUAGCUCUCAACUACUUUAUUUGAAUAUUUUUAUUAUUAUAGUCUAC
Molecule: messenger RNA, 1069 nt
Organism: Microplitis mediator
Lineage: Eukaryota; Metazoa; Arthropoda; Insecta; Hymenoptera; Braconidae
Exons: 6
Coding region: 169-630 (153 amino acids)
Biological process (GO): angiotensin-activated signaling pathway
Cellular component (GO): plasma membrane
Source: RefSeq, a predicted model, not a curated record